Molecule: messenger RNA, 1685 nt
Organism: Patiria miniata (bat star)
Lineage: Eukaryota; Metazoa; Echinodermata; Asteroidea; Valvatida; Asterinidae
Product: galactosylceramide sulfotransferase-like
Exons: 3
Coding region: 298-1587 (429 amino acids)
Biological process (GO): glycolipid biosynthetic process
Cellular component (GO): membrane
Molecular function (GO): galactosylceramide sulfotransferase activity
Source: RefSeq, a predicted model, not a curated record
UCCUCUGCAGGGAACAUCGUCGACAGCAGGUUUUCCUUCGUUGAACAUGUGCAGUUUAAAUAGUGAUGGACUGUUGGCUGGCACCUUUUUAAUCAGCAUGUAGCAUGAUGUAUCCAACUUCCUGAUUUAAGCUGUGAGGCUCAACUAAUGGAAACUUGCUCUUAUGACUCCAAUAAGAAUUGCCAUAUUCAAAGUGUGUUAGUUUAAGCACGGAGGACGUAUGAUCGACUGUGUUUUGUGGGCUGAGGUUGAUGUCGUGUUGGAUUAUGUGUUGCAUGUUUGCGUUUAUAAAGAAGGAUGUCGUUUCACGUCAAGGGAUCGGCUGCUACUGUCGUAUUUCUCUUGUUUUUCCUGUAUCCCAUUAUAAACUGGUUUCAAUAUUCAGAAAUAAUUACGGUGAAACCAGUACCCACACGCCCUCGUCCAAUCACGCAGCGUCACUACUCUCACGUCAAGCCCCCAACCAUCCAAUCCAGAGCGCCAGCGCCGCCUGAGGCCCUCGCUGAUUGGUCAGGCAGCCAAACGUUGAUAACAAUGAGAGAGCAAAGAUGUCUUCCAAAAAUGAACGUGGUUUAUUUGAAAACGCACAAGACGGCCAGUUCGACCCUGCAGAACAUUGUGUGCCGUUGGGGUGAGAGGAACAACCUGACCUUCGCCUUGCCGACUACUCGAGUUCACAUCGAGUACCCAAUGACACGGGAAGGGUUGGUGAAGUCCCCAUCUGGAACUUACAAUAUUCUGGCAAAUCAUGCCAGGUUUGAACCAAAAGCAUUUAAUGAUAUCAUGUCGCCAGACUCUGUUUACAUCACAAUUUUGCGCCAUCCGCACCAGCAGUACGAGAGCUACUACAACUACUUCCACUGUCAGGCGCCGAGGGUGUACGGAGCCUCCCUCCACAAAUUCCUUGAAGAUCCCCAACGUUACCUUGACUACGCCAGAAACAGGAAUGUGAAUAAUCCACAGUGCGUAGACGCCAUACGUAAUCCACAACUAUAUGACUUGGGUUUCAACAGCGUCAGACGAGGUGAAAAGUCACCCGCCAGGUCCGCAACAGUUGAUGAAUGGAUCGUUGUGCUGAACAAGUCUUUCGAUCUCGUUCUGAUUGCAGACUAUUUCACUGAAUCCCUAGUUGCACUAAAGCAUACCAUGUGUUGGGAAACUGAAGACGUUGUUGUCUUCGACGUGAACCGGCGACUUCCUUCCGCUACACCGUCAGAGACCCAUCAGAUUGAAUAUCUGCCCAAAUUGAUCGAAAGCUGGAACGCGGGAGACGUGAAACUGUACCAGCACUUCAACCGAACUCUCUGGAGACGGCUUGACCUGAUUGGUCGGAGCGCCGUGGCCCGCGAAAUUGCAGCCAUUCAAAAGAGGACUCACGAACUAGUCGAUAGGUGUCUUGACAACAUAGAGUGGAUAUCAGACACGGAGUAUCGCACUAAGACUGCGUACCAAACGCCACUGAAAAACAUCGUUGCAAGUUACACCUUGAAGUCAGGAAUGCGAAACGACCCGCUCUGUCAGAGAUUGGCGCUGACCGCGCCCAAUUAUUUGGACUUCUUACGCCGAAAAAUGAAGAGAGAAGUUUGACUUGAACAUGCAGGGUAUGCACGUGUAUCGACACGAUGUACUGAUAUAAACGCGAGCGCGUUCGCCAGGCGCUGUUCUAGAGCCAAUUUUUUUUUUUU